This is a messenger RNA of Gekko japonicus, 717 nucleotides long. RefSeq names its product mitochondrial ribosomal protein L52 (gene MRPL52). The record is from RefSeq and is a predicted model, not a curated record. Gene Ontology annotation, cellular component: mitochondrial large ribosomal subunit. The coding region runs from base 1 to 690 and encodes 229 amino acids. Lineage: Eukaryota; Metazoa; Chordata; Lepidosauria; Squamata; Gekkonidae. Gene Ontology annotation, molecular function: structural constituent of ribosome. The transcript has 7 exons. Gene Ontology annotation, biological process: mitochondrial translation.
AUGUCUCAGAAGCUUGCAAAACGGCCCUGGUUCGAAACAGAAGGCAUCCGCCAAAGGCAGUCAAAUCGGCAAAUCGUGGAGAAUUCCUGCAUCCUGGUUUUUGGGUCUUGUCCAGGAAUCCUGGAGUCCGAGCGCCUCCGUCUCGUGACUCGCCGAUUGUUUCUCUCGUUACCAAGAGCAACCGCUUCCUUAGCAACCAUCGCCCAAGAGGGCGCCGGCCACGCGGUGCCCAUUUCAAAGAUGGAGGAGAUAGCGUUUCCGCCCCGUCCACAAAAGCGCCUUUUUAAAAUCGUCGGAAUGGCAAGUUGCGCGACGAAGAAGUUGGGAUCCCAGCUGACAAAAAUUGCUUUGGCGUCGCAGAGCUUCCACUGCAGCUCUGCAGACCAGGCUGGUGGGCCGUGGAGAUUGAAGCACGCAAUGCCUGAGAAUGGGUCGCAGUACGGGCCCAUGACAGACCUGCCCGACUGGUCAUUUGCUGAUGGCUGCCCUGCCCCACCAAUGAAAGGUUACCUUCGUCGGAAGGAAAAGAACACAGAGUUUGUACGUCGUUUAGCCAUGAUCUCUUCAGAGGUUGACCACAGGAUGGAGAAGUGGGCGGCCAAGGUGAGGGAACAAGAGCAACAGGCCGAGGAAAAGCGACGCAACAGGCUCCAGCCAAAAGGAGGGAUCCUUCCCCCGGCCCCCAAAUAAACAUUCAUAUAAAUAUUUUUGGUCCUC